Pneumocystis murina B123 is the source of this 690-nucleotide messenger RNA. RefSeq lists its product as hypothetical. Lineage: Eukaryota; Fungi; Ascomycota; Pneumocystomycetes; Pneumocystales; Pneumocystaceae. The record is from RefSeq and is a predicted model, not a curated record. The transcript has 3 exons. Gene Ontology annotation, biological process: DNA-templated transcription initiation. The coding region runs from base 1 to 690 and encodes 229 amino acids. Gene Ontology annotation, cellular component: RNA polymerase I complex.
AUGUCAGGAGAAGAUAAGAGAUUUAAGAAAAGAAGCUAUAAUGAGGUUGAUAAUGAUAAUAUGUCAAAAGAAAACAAAAAAAAGCGGAAAAAAAAUGAAUCAAAAGUGAAAAAAAAAGAAUUAUUUAAGAAAUCAAUAUUAAAACCGAAAAAUCCGUUCUACAAGUUUGAAAUAGAAUCGUAUAUUUCAAUUCCUCCUAUUUAUUGUGGAUCGCCUAUGAAGGGUGUUGAAUAUUAUCUUGAUACAAUGAUUUUGAAUUAUCUUCCUAAUAUACAAGGAAUUAUGCUUGCACAUAGGAAUUGUGAGUUUAUAGAUCGAACAGCAAAGAUAUAUUAUGAAAGCCCGUUUGGAUUUUCAUGGAUUCGCUUUGAAAUGUUAGUUUGGCGAGUUAAAAGAGGUGAUUAUUUAGAGGGAAUAAUUAAUUUACAGUCGCCUUCGCAUAUUGGUCUUUUAGUAAGUGGAUUUUUUAAUGCCUCAAUACCGAAAAAUGGAAUUCCAAAGACAUGGUCAUAUCAAGAAAUUAUGUCUCAAAAAGAAGUUGAACAAAAUAAAAAUGGAUAUUGGAUGAAUGAAGACAAGAAAGCAAUUAAGAUUGGAGACAAAUUAUGUUUCUGGACAGUAAAACUUGAAACUAUUGGCGGUAUCGUUAGUAUAGAAGGAACAAUAGAUAUUGAAAAAAUACACAAAUGA